Molecule: messenger RNA, 774 nt
Organism: Cladophialophora psammophila CBS 110553
Lineage: Eukaryota; Fungi; Ascomycota; Eurotiomycetes; Chaetothyriales; Herpotrichiellaceae
Product: ribulose-phosphate 3-epimerase
Exons: 4
Coding region: 1-774 (257 amino acids)
Biological process (GO): carbohydrate metabolic process; pentose-phosphate shunt, non-oxidative branch; pentose-phosphate shunt
Cellular component (GO): cytosol
Molecular function (GO): metal ion binding; D-ribulose-phosphate 3-epimerase activity
Source: RefSeq, a predicted model, not a curated record
AUGACUCCCCCAGCCAUAAUCGCGCCCUCGAUACUGAGUGCCGACUUUGCGGCACUAGGCAGUGAGUGCUCCAGAACCAUGGACCAGGGAUGUGACUGGCUUCAUGUCGACAUUAUGGAUGGCCAUUUUGUCCCCAACAUCACAUUUGGCGCGCCGGUUGUGUCCAAGAUCCGACCACAUGUGGAAAGACCUCAGAUUCCCGGCGGAAGAGGCACGUUUGAUUGUCACAUGAUGAUUGCAGAGCCUCACCGCUGGGUCUCCACAUUCCGCGAUGCCGGCUGCGACCUCUACUGCUUCCACUACGAAGCAGCCAUCACCUCCGUAGCAGCCACGAGACCCGAAGACAAAACCACGACGCGACCCACGUCGCCAAGGGAACUAAUCCGGUACAUCCACGAACUGGGUAUGCAGGCCGGCAUCGCGAUAAAACCGGAAACCAGUGUCGACGUCCUCUGGGAGAUAUUGGAGGCUGAGUUUGAGGAGGAAAGGCCGGAUAUGGUUCUCAUUAUGACCGUGAACCCUGGCUUCGGGGGCCAAAAAUUCAUGGCCUCGGAACUCCCCAAAGUGACGGCAGUGCGGCAGCGAUACCCAGAUCUCAAUGUCGAAGUGGAUGGUGGCCUGUCGGAAUCAACAAUCGACCAGGCCGCGGACGCCGGCGCGAAUGUCAUUGUAGCGGGCUCGGCGGUGUUUGGCGCCAAGGACCCGGGACAUGUUAUACGGGUACUGAGAGACGCUGUGGAGAGGAGGAGGGAACUAGAGGCUGGCAGAUUAUGA